This is a messenger RNA of Sorex fumeus (smoky shrew), 2157 nucleotides long. It is a transcript of the gene ODAD1, whose product is annotated as outer dynein arm docking complex subunit 1. Bases 103 to 2151 code for a protein of 682 amino acids. The transcript has 15 exons. The record is from RefSeq and is a predicted model, not a curated record. Gene Ontology annotation, cellular component: axoneme. Lineage: Eukaryota; Metazoa; Chordata; Mammalia; Eulipotyphla; Soricidae. Gene Ontology annotation, biological process: cilium movement; outer dynein arm assembly.
GCUGCUGUCCUCAUCUCCCCAGUAACCCGACCACAACAGUGAGCUGGGAGCGCCGAGGGCAGUUCGGGGACUGCGGCAGGAGCGCCACCCUCUUUGACCGAGAUGCCUUUGGGACCCUCUGCUGGGAGCACCCGCUCCGAAGAUGGAAGCGAGGUCCUCCUGGAGGGAAUGGUGGAUUGGGAGCUGAGCCGUCUGCAACGACAGUGCAAAGUGAUGGAGGCUGAAAGGCGCGCCUACAGCAAGGAAGUCCGUCAGCGCAUCAACAAACAGCUCGGGGAAAUCCAGCACCUACAGGAGGUGCGGGACCAGCUCCAGACACAGAUUCGCGUGGCCGAGAACCAGGUGAAGCGGCUGCGGGACGGCCAGAGGCUGCAGAGCAUGGGCCAGCUGCUGUCCGCCCGGGCGCAGGUGCAGGUCAAGAUUGAUGAGCUGAUGGAGCAGAUCAGAAUCCUGGACAAGGAGAUCCAGGAAUGGGAGGCCCGGAUUUUGGCCCAAAGCAAGAAGUGCAAGUCCCUGUGCUUCAUGACUCAGAAAGCCAAGGUGUGGCGCAGGGUCAAGAUCCUGGAGGACCAGCUGGAUAGGGUCACCUGUCACUUUGACACUCACCUGGUGCGGAAUGCGGCCCUACGGGAGGAGUUGGACCUCCUGCGGAUCGAGAGGAACCGCUACCUCAGUGUGGACCGCAAAUUGCGGAGGGAGACCCAGCGGCUUCAGCAGAUGGUCAGCAACCUCAUCGUCUCCUCCACCUCUGCCUACUCUGUCAGGGAGGAGGCCAAAACGAAGAUGGGGAUGCUGCGAGAGCGGGCGGAGAAGGAGGAGGUGCAGAGCGAGGGGGAGGUGCAGGUGCUGCAGCGGCAAAUUGCACACCUGGAGCAGCUUCAUCGGUUCCUCAAGCUCAAGAAUGACGAGCGCCAGACAGACCCAGCUGUCCUGGCCCGGCGUAGUCUGCGUGCCCAGGAGGUGGCCUCGGGGCUCCGGAAGACGUCACAGGAGCAACUGGUGCUGCGUUAUGAGGAUGCUUUGCACAAGCUGUCUCAGCUGACAGGGGAGAAGGACCCCGACCAGCUGGUAGACAAGUACCUGGAGAUGGAGGAGCGCAAUUUCGCCGAGUUCAACUUCAUCAAUGAGCAGAACUCUAACGUGGAGCAUCUGCAAGAAGAAAUCAAGGAGAUGCAGGAGGCACUGGUGCAGGCGCACAAGAGUGAGGACAUCCGCCACUCGACUGAGCAGCAGCAGCAUGCAGCCUCCCUGAGGCGUGAAGAUGAGCUGCGUGUGGAGGCGGAUGCCAUUGAGGCCCGUUUCCAAGACUUGGAUGCUCAGCUGGAGAAGCUCAAGGCUGGCAUCCAGCACCUUUUCAGUGAGGCCCAGUGCGACAGCAGUUCCAUCCAGGACCUCCUGGGCGUGCAGGACCGUGACAUUGGCCUCUUCUUGGGUCUCAUUGAGAAGCGCCUGGUGGAGCUGCUCCUGGUGCAGGCCUUCAUGGAUGCCCAGACUUACACUACCAGCACUUUGAGUAACGCAGCCCUCAUGGUGCUGGGCCAGAGCUCCGAGGAUGCGCCCAAGAGGAUGAUCCUGCCACAGCCCCCCAUUAAUUUGGAGGACCCCCCAGGCUUUGAGGCCAAGGAUGACUACCCCAUGAGUCGGGAGGAGGUCAUGAACCAAGUGACCAGGAUGGUGAGACUGGAGAUGGAGGUACAGCAGGAGAUGGCAGAUGGACUGAGGAUGGCGGACAGCACCCCAAACCUUGGCGGUACCCGGGGACUUCCCCGGAGCCCCGGCAAUAUCCUGGGCCCCCGGACCAGUACUGUGGGGUCCUCAGGCAGCCGCCCUGCCAGCUCCACUGUUGGCCGUGUUACCUUUGGGGACCCCAGCUCCAGCGGGGGCCCCACCACCCUCAGCUCCUCCAGCACCCGAGAAGGUCCUGCGAGUCGCGUGACCUUCAAAUCCCCCAGUUUAAGUGACAACCUGGGGUUCACUGGAUACUUGGGGUUCAACCGGGGCCAGGAUGGUCUGGACGCCUUGCAGAAAAGAGGCAGGUCUGAGUCCAGCUUGGCUUUCGGGUCCGGCAAAGGCCGCAGCCAAAGCAUUGGGCCUCGGUCCAACAGCGUUCCCAGCUCCACCCUGAGCAAGGAUUCUGAGAGCAACAUCUAGGGCCUC